Closterium sp. Naga37s-1 is the source of this 9771-nucleotide messenger RNA. The record is from the annotation of a GenBank genome assembly. NCBI's taxonomy places the organism in Eukaryota, Viridiplantae, Streptophyta, Zygnematophyceae, Desmidiales, Closteriaceae.
AUGGCGGCGGAAGAUACAUGUCCCGUGCCAGGCGCCGCGUCCAACGGCGCAGCAUCCGCGCCCCCAUCAGCAUGUCCAGACACUUUAGGGGAGCCAGCUGGCGCUCGUGCGCCGUAUGAUUGCGGCGUACGCCUAAGCGCGCCGAGCAGCUUGGCGGCGCAGCAGGGCGGGCGCGUGGCGGGGGGAAACGAGGAGGCGGUGACGGCGGGGUCGGUGCACCGUGCCAUUGUGCGACACGCGCACUGCUCGCUCGCGUGCGGCGAUCGCGACAACCUGUCGCCGGGCGACGUUUACCGCGCGGCUGCGAUGAGCGUGCGAGACCACCUGAUCGCGCGGAUGGAUGCGACGGAACGCGCUUACGACGACGCGGGGUGCAAGCGGGUGUACUAUCUAUCAAUGGAGUACCUUAUAGGGCGGAUGCUGCAGCUGGCAGUCACAUGCCUCGGCCUCGAUGAGCAGUACAGCGCAGCGCUGCAGCAGCUGGGGGUGAGCAUGGAGGAGGCGGCAGAGGAGGAGCGCGACCCGGCGCUGGGCAAUGGCGGGCUGGGCCGCCUUGCUGCAUGCUUCCUUGACUCCCUCACCACUCUCAACCUCCCCGCCUGGGGCUACGGGGUGAGGUACCGCUACGGCAUGUUUGAGCAGCGGGUGGCGGCGUUGAGGCAGCAGGAGGCGCCAGACGCGUGGCUGCACCCGUGGGGGUGCCCCUGGGAGAUCCCGCGCCCCCACGUGCGCCACCCCGUGCGCUUCUUUGGCCACGUGGCGGUGCGUGUGGAGGGCACGCGCACGCGGUACCGGUGGGAGGGCGGCGAGCAGGUGGAGGCGGUGGCGAGCGACAUCCCCGUGCCGGGCUUUAAGACCGCCUCCGUCAACCGCCUCCGCCUCUGGCGCUGCGAGCCGCUUUCGGGCGGCUUCGACUUAUCCUUAUUCAACGCGGGGCGGCACGUGGAGGCGGUGGGCGGGGCGGCGAGGGCGGAGGCGAUCAGUGCGGUGCUGUACCCCGAGGACAGCAGCGAGGCGGGCAGACAGCUGCGCCUGCAGCAGGAAUACUUCUUCGUCUCCGCCACACUGCAGGACAUAAUAUCACGGCACGUGGCGGCAGGCCGACCGCUGUCAUCCCUGCCGGAGGCAGCAGCAGUGCAGCUGAACGACACGCACCCAGCUUUAGCGGUCCCCGAGGCCAUGCGCCUACUGCUGGACGAGCAUGGGCUGGAGUGGGGCGACGCCUGGCACGCCACGGUGGCGCUGCUGGCAUUCACCAACCACACCGUGCUGCCCGAGGCGCUCGAACGCUGGCCCGUGCCGCUGCUGCAGACCGUGCUGCCUCGAGUCAUGGAUCUCAUAUUUGAGAUCAACCACCGGCACCUGCAGGAGGUGGAGGCGAGGUGCAUGGGGGAGGGGCAGCGCAUGGCACGGCUGUCGAUCAUCGAGGAGAGUCACCCCAAGAUGGUGCGCAUGGCGGUGCUGGCAGCCGUUGGAUCGCACGCCAUCAACGGUGUAGCGGAGCUGCACUCCACGCUGCUGCGCACGCAGCUGUUCCCCGACUUUGUUGACCUCUUCCCCACGCGCUUCCACAACAAGACAAACGGCGUCACCCCGCGCCGCUGGCUGCUGCUCGCCAACCCGCGGCUCUCGCAGGUGAUCACGAAAUGGCUAGGCUCGGACGAGUGGGUGCGCGACCUCUCCCUCAUCCAGGGCCUGCGAGCGCACGCUAACUCGCCCGCGCUGCAUGCUGACUGGACCGCUGCCAAGGUGGCCAAUAAGGAGCGGCUCGCGGUGUAUAUUCGCAAGACGUGUGGCGUGCAGGUGGAUAGCAGUGCGCUGUUUGACUGCCAUGCGAAGCGCAUCCACGAGUACAAGCGGCAGCUGCUCAACAUCCUGGGGGUCAUUCACCGCUACAACAGCAUCAAGUGCAGCAGCUUUGAGGAGAGGGCGCGCAUGGUGCCACGGGUGGUGGUCAUUGCGGGCAAGGCAGCGCCGGGCUACUUCCGGGCCAAAUGCGUCAUCCACCUCAUCAACGCGGUGGCACAGAGAGUGAACAGCGACGCGGACAUCAGCGGCUUGCUCAAAGUGGUCUUCCUGCCCAACUACAGCGUCUCGCUCGCGCAGCUGAUAGUGCCAGCGAGUGACAUAUCGCAGCACAUAUCAACGGCGGGCAUGGAGGCGUCAGGCACGAGCAACAUGAAGUUUGCGCUCAACGGGGGGCUGCUGCUCGGCACCAUGGACGGCGCCACCAUUGAGAUCGCCAACGCCAUUGGGCGUGAGAACGUGUUUGUCUUCGGUGCGCUGGCUCACGAGACGCACUCGCUGCGCCACUCGCUGCGCUUCCGCCAGCCCAUCCACGACGACCGCCUCGUUCAGGUGGUGCGCACGAUCGAGGCGGGGGUGUUUGGGCCGGCGGACGACUUUCGUCCGCUUUUGGAGUCGCUGGGCGGCGGCAAUGAUUACUUCCUGCUCUCCCACGACUGGCCCUCCUACCUCGACGCCCAGGUGCCACCUUCCCCAGCAUUCAGUGGACACGCUCUUCCUCAACCCCACAGAGUGGUGUCGCCGCUCCAUUGCCCGCAUGGCCCGUACGGUCGAAUUCAGAACGCACACUCGUUCCACGCACCCAGACAGCAGCAGCAACAGCAGCAACAACAGCAGCAGUCACAGCAACUGCAGCAGCAGCAGCAGUCGGGAUUCUCUAACGGUCAGUUGCAGGCGCCGUUCGGAUGCCAGUCCGCCCCCACCUCUCCGUCCAAGCCGCCGCCCUUCGCGCGGCGAGCAGGCAGCGCCGACGCCGGCUCGAUAGCGUCGGACGCGGGCAGCGCGUACGCUGAGAGCUCCGCGUCGGGCGACGACGACGGGAGCGCGGGGUGGAGCAUGGCGGGCGAGGAGGGCAAGUCGAACGACGCGUUCCACGUCAUCCACAAGGUCCCCGUCGGCGACUCGCCAUACGUCCGCGCGAAACACGUUCAGCUGGUGGACAAGGACCCGGUUCGCGCGAUCGCGCUGUUCUGGUCGGCGAUCAACGCGGGCGACCGCGUGGACAGCGCGCUCAAGGACAUGGCGAUCGUCAUGAAGCAGCAGAACCGCCCCGAGGAGGCCAUCGAGGCCAUCCGCUCGCUGCGCCACAAGUGCUCCGAGGUGGCGCAGGAGUCGCUGGACAACGUGCUGCUCGACCUCUUCAAGCGCUGCGGGCGCCUCGACGACCAGGUGGCGCUGCUCAAGCACAAGCUCGACAUGAUCCGCCAGGGCGUCGCAUUCAACGGCAAGCGCACCAAGACGGCGCGGUCCCAGGGGAAGAAGUUCCAGGUGUCGAUCGAGCAGGAGGCGACGCGGCUGUUGGGGAAUCUGGGGUGGGCGUACAUGCAGCAGGGGAACUAUGUCGCGGCGGAGUCGGUGUAUCGGAAGGCGCUGCGCGUGGAGGCGGAUAGCAACAAGGUGUGCAACCUCGGCAUCUGCCUCAUGAAGCAGGCACGCAUCGUCGAGGCGCGCGCGUUGCUCGAGUCCGUGUCGCCCAACAGCGACCCGCGUUGGGGAUCCGAGUCGCACAUUAAGUCGUACGAGCGCGCGCAGAGCAUGCUCGUGGAGCUCGAGACGUCAGCGGCGGCGGCCGAAUCGGCCAAGGACGGCGCAGCUGCCAGAGCGGGCACCAGCGGCGGGGAGGACGCUAGCGCCAGUGACACGGGCGGUAAAUCCGCCGCCUCCGCCUCCGCGCCGUCCGCAGCACCCAGCGGCGAUGGGGUCUCGUCCGACAAGCUUCCGCAAGUCAAGCCCGCGUUCCGCGGCAUGUGUGGCAUGGGCAUGGGCAUGGGCUUGGCGCGCAGCUCGUUCCAACGGCACUCAUCGUACCUGUGCGAGUUCCUGGGUGCGCCCGACAUGUGGGACUCGCUCAUGGCGGACAGCAGCGCCGCCGGGGGGAAUGCAACGGCGGAAGGAGCGCCGGCAGCUCCGCAAGGUGCCGCAGGCGGCUCUUCGGGCAUCGCAGGCAUGCAGUCGCGGGGACCGCCGGAUGCGCCGCCGCCGCCGCAGCAGCAGCAGCAGCAGCAGCAGCGGCCGCUGCAGGCGCCAAUGCAGUGCAUGCGGAGGCCGCCAGCGACCGGCGGAAUGGCGCGGACGAUGAGCAUGGGCGCGGGGUGUGGCAACCCGCUUGCGCGCUCCAUGAGCUUCGGCGGAGCAGAUGCGCGCGGGGGCCUGUCGUGCCUCAAGCCCAACGCACCCGAGUUCAUGCCCGGGUCGUUCGGCCCCAUUCCGCCUCCCCCCGGCCACGGCUCCGCUCCGCCCUUCAUGCACGGCGCUCCGCCCCCGCCCCCCCCUGGCGACGGUCGGCGCACGCUCACCGCGUCGCGCUCGCUCCCCCCACUGCAGAUUCCCACGGCGGGGUUCGCGCUGGCAACGGCGUCGCCAUCACUCGUGUCACCGCUGGGGCCCAUGUCGAGCGGCUCGCUCUCGUGCACCUCUAGCUUCGGCGCCGCGUCGUGGGAUGACGGACUGAUGAUGUCAGCGUUCGAGAGUGACGACGACGUGCUCUGCGAAAUGCCCAACGACAGUUACCAGCCGUCUGCUGCGGCUAUCUCCGUUGCUGCGGGGGUCUGGGCAUCGCAGAAACCGCCCACUUCGGCGCACCUCGCUGCCGCAAUGCGCAAGGGCGGCGGAUUCCCCGCGCCCGGGCAGCGCGCGCUAUACAGGGGCACAGAGAACGUUCCGCAGUACAUGGUGGGGGGUGCGCCCAUCGGCGCGGGCGGGCCUGGCGCGCGGAGGCCGCUGGUGUUCGGGUGCGAGAACCCCGCGCCAAUGGCGGCGAAGGCGCAGAUGGUGGCGGGCGGGCUGAUGGGCGGAGGCAGCAUGGGCAUGCAGAUGGGCGCGGAGAUGGGCGGAGGGAUGGGCAUGACGACGGUCAUGGGCGAGCGCACGAACCUGGAGCCCCCCGCGCAGUUUGUGGGUGCAUGGGGGGCUGUGGCGCAGGGGAAGGGCGCGUGGGGACCCGCAUGGGGUGCUCCAGGGGAAGGGGGAAGCAUGGGUGAGGGGGAGAAGGGGAAGGAUCAGCAGCAGGCAGUGGCGGGGCAAGAGGUGGGGGGAUCGGGAGUGAAGAGGAACCGGGUGCCUACCCCAGUAAAGGCUGCUGCUCCCAAGGGAGAGAGAGGGGGCGACGCGGAGGGAGGAGACGCGAGUGGAGCGCAGGAGGGCGGGCCGGUGGUGCCGAGGGCGCUGUGGGAGAUGCUGGGGUUCACAGGCAGCCCUGACAAGCUGCUGCUGGAGGAGCUCAAGGCCACCGACAGCGCCAAGAAGCUGCUCGCCUCCGCUGGGUCUGCUGACAGGCAGCAGGGCAGCGAGCGACACACGCUGUUUGCUGACACUGCUGAUACUGUGGCUGCUGCAGUAGUGGGCGGUGCUGCUGCUGCCACCACUCUGACCAGCCCCACUGCAGGCAGCUCCCACUUGGAGGUCAAGAGACCCCGCCGCCUCCGCAUCUUCCAGGAAAUGACAUACUGUGUUCGCCAACACCGAGACGAUUUCUCGCCGACCUUUCUUGAUGUCAUUCGACCCGCUCUCCUCAGCACGAAAGCCGGCAGCCCUGGCGACAAGGUGCUUCGGUUCUUCAAGGCAUUCCUCGGCGUAUUGGUCGCAGAGGGAAGCGAGGGCGAACGGGAGAUGAUGGAGGAGCUGCUGUGCCUCUUCUCGCAGUACAGCGAGGCGCGCAGCAAGGCCGUGCGGGUCAACGUCACCAGAGUGCUCUCGGAGGUGCUGAAUUCGUUGCCCGGCAGCUUCAGUCUGUCAGCCGACGCCAUCGUGAUCAUCCGCGAGUUCUUGCAUUGCCGAAUGGACGACAAAAUCGCCGUCAUCCGCGCGUGGGCCGCCAGGGCGCUCAAGCGCAUGGUGACCUUCGAGGAGGACGGAGGAGUGGACGUGGACACGACCAUCGGGUUAUUCCGCGAGAAGAUGAAGACCGAGUCGAGCUCCAUGGCUAUUAGCGUGGUGCCUGAAUGGAAACACAUUCGGUUGCGCGUGGUGCAGGAGGUGCGCGAGGCGAUGGUGUGGUCGCUGCCGGAAUCCACGAGCACCAUUCCCGACAUUCUCGAGCGCACGGCGGACGUCAGCGAGCGGGUCAGAGCCGCGGCGUACAAGUCCUUCGCCGAGAGAUUCUUUCCCAUCGAAAGCUUCAGCAUCUGGCAGCGAGUGCAGCUGCUGUCGCAGGGUCUGGUUGACCGGUCGCCGACGGUGCGGUCGGCGUGCGUGGAGCUACUGUGUCGCGCGUGGCUGUCGCGCGACUGCGAGGGCGACCUGGUGCGACUGCUGCGACACGUGGACGUGGAGAGCCACGAGGCGGUGGCGGAAUCGGCGGUGCGGGAGGUCCUGCAGGCGCACAGCGCGGGGUGCGGCGACAUGGAGCUGGUCGUCCCUGAAGGGGGGCUGCGUGCCGCUGUCAAGCAGAUGUCCACUCCUGCAGAAGGCAAGUUCUUGGAGGAAAUGUUAGGAGCCGAGACACAUACAUCGAACCAGGCUAGGGAGGUCGGAGGAGGCAGCAGCAGCAGGGCUGCUUACGACGGAGGAGGCGCUCUUUUGGCGCAUGCUGUGCCUGCACCUCUCCGCGCAGGCCAAUGUCAGUUCGCUCCUGCUCUUGCUUCUCACGUGCUUGCAUUUUUCCCACUUGCUGAAUUCGCGCUUGCUGUCGUUCGCCUUGAAGACGACGUGGGUCUGACGUUGCGUGUCCUCGUAUUGCUGCAGGAGAACGGAUCAAAUGCCGCAAUAUCCGCUGGCGCAGCAGCGGUGGUGGCAGCAGAAGCAGCGAGCGACCUGAACGCGCAGCUGGAGGCCCUGCUGCCAGCCACGGCGCAGGACUACCUGACGCUGCUGGAGACACACAUGCAAGCAGGGUCCGAGGGUCGGUUCGCAGCGCGGCAGCUGAUGCAGCUGGCGGCGGUGCUCGACUUCACCGACGCCACCAUCCGCGCGCACGCCGCCGCGCUCGUGCACCGCCACCUCGUCGGCGCGCAGCCGGCGCGCGAGGGGGCGGGGGAGGAGAGCGCCGAGGCGGAGGACGAGUGGGAGGAGGGCGUGGCAGACGGCAGGUGGGGCGAGGCUCUGCUGGGGCUGGCGCAGCGCGUGCACGCCUCGGAUGCUGACGUGCUCGCUGCUCUCGUCGACGCUCUGGCUGACGUCAGCAAGCCGAUGAUGGCGGGCGUGGCGGGUGUGGAUGGUGUGAGCGAGGGGCAGUGGCUGCGGUGCGUGGCGGCGACGCGCAUGGUGCUGCGGCUGUGCUGCAAGUCGGCAGGCGGCGGCGCGUUCAGGGCGUGGAGGAACCUGCGCGUGGAGCCGCAGGAGGCGCUUAACUGCAUCAUCGUCCCCGCGGUACGCGCGCGCGCUGCCCCACGACGGUGUGCACGCAUUCGCUGCACUGCGCCCGUGACUGCAUUCAUUCCCCGUGACCCGUGUGCUCAAACAUUAUUCCCCCUUCCUCCCUCCCCCCUCCUGUGCUGGCAGACGUCGCACCCGUCACCACUGGUGCGCGCUGAGGCCGUCGGCGCGCUGCACGCCUUCGCCAUGCUGCACGUGCCGUCCGCGCGCGCCCACCUGCCUCUGCUGCACGCCGCCGCGCGCGAUUCCGCGCACCCAGGCGUGCAGAUGGCGGCCGUGCGCGCCCUCGCGGACCUGCUGCUCUGGCACCGCCCCGCCGCGCUGCUGCCCGACAUCGCUGCGCCCGCCCUUAGCGACGAGGGCGAGGGGAGUGCGGUGAGCGGGUGCAGUGCGGGGGAAGAGGCGCAGCGCGCAGGAGGAGCGCGUGGAGGUAGGGUGGCGGAGGUGGCGGAGGGGAGCGUGGACGUGCUGGUGGGGCUGGUGCCUAUGGAGGGCGGGCAGGUGGACAUUGAGGGGGUGAGGGCGGACGUGCAGCGCGCAGGGCGACAGGCGGAGGGGGAAGACGAGGAAGAGGCGGAGGGCGUGGUGGGCGUGGUGUGCGAGGGGCUGAGCAAGCUGCUGCUGGCAGACGCGAGCAGGGCCACAGGGAAGGGCGCGGAGCGGGGGGCGGAGGGCAGGGUGGAGCGAGUGUUGCAGGUGCUAGUGCAGGUGUACCUGUGCCCGGGCGCCGCUGAAGACGAGCUGCCCAGGACACGUCAAAUGCUAGCAGAGCUGUUCAACCGAGUGGCCGUGCUGCCAGCCUGCAAGGUGGCAGCGUCACGUCUGCUGCUGCCAGUGUUGCGGCAGUUGUGGCCGCGCAAGGCGGCAGCAGCAGCGCGGCAGCCUGCAGUGCGUGCCUCGCAGCUGCUGCUCUCCCUCAUGCUCGCUCAAGGUGCCCACGGGGUCGUGCCGCCCAAGCAAAGUGGAGAGGACGAGGCGGAGGAGGGAGAGGAGGAGGCCGAGGGAAGAGCAGCAGGUGGUGGUGAUGGUGAGGGCGAGAAGAGUGGAUUGGGUGAGAGCAGCCGCGUGGAACAGCCAGCGGUGGGCUUCGAGUCUCUGGCUCUCAAUCUUGCUGCUGAGGUGCAAUCCUCCCCACUGGCCACGUCAGGCAGUGCGAGCGGGAGGGCGUACAGCGCGCAUCUGGUGCAGCUGCUGGUGGAGGUGCCGCUCAGAGCCUCCCAGCAGGACGACGUCAAAUGCCUGCGCUCGCUGCUCCCCAUGGUGGCGGAGGCAGUGCAGGGGCAGCGUGCGGCGCAGCGGCUGGUGGAGCAGCUGGCAGCGCGGCUGAGGUCGCUGGACGCCACUCCGGACGAGGAGCUGCCCCUGGAGCGCCUGGAGCAGUUGCUGCAGCGCGUGGAUGGUGAUGCAGCAAGUGCGUCAGAGGCAGGGCAGAGUGGUGCAUCGACCAUGGAGGGAGGCUCUCCGCCAGGCAGGAGGCGACGAGGCAAGCCGCCAGCGCCAGCCCGCCGCACCUCCCCCUUGUGCAGCCCCAACCCCGCCACACCGGUGCAGCGUUCUGCUCGCCCCUCACGGCAGUGCAAGGCAGUGGCCAACAGCCGCCUCAAGCAGCAGCUGGGAGGUCACAGCAGCGCCGGCAGACCCGCGGUCGGCGAGGCAGCGGUUGGGGAGAGUGAGGGAGUGGAUGCAGGGGAGGGGGUGGAGCAAGUGGGUAGGGAGGGACAGAGCACGGCAGCAGAUGUGCCGCCUGAGGCUCACAGCAGUGGGAGUGAGGAGGAGAGCGAGAGCAGUGAGAGUGAGGAGUAUGGGAGUGGAAGUGAGAGUGGAAGCGAGGAGGAGUACAGGGCGUCAGUGGGCAGACACCAGAGGGGCGCGCGGGCACAGGAGCAGACUAGUGGGCCACGGCGAGUGGCGUCCGUGAUAGCUGCUGUGAGGAGGCGCAGGAGCAGCUGCAGCAGCAGUGGUGGUGGUGGUGGUGGCAGGGACGCGCCCAUCUCCAUCUCCACCGACUCUGACUCUCAAGACGUGAUCGAGGUGGUGGAGGUGGUGCCGGGGGUGGCAGGCACACACAGCAAGCGCGUGCAGCCCAAGGAGGAGGCAGAGAGCAUAUCUGAGGAGGUGGAAGAGGUGUUGGAGAAUGAGAGCGUGUGCAUGGCGGCAGGGCUCCACGCUGACAGCCCCAGUGUGGGCCGCACAGCACCAAGGGAUGACGCCUCCCCUGCAGCACGGGGGACGGAGGGCUCCCCUGCGGCGUCAGUGGGCAGUGACGCCACUUGCACCAAGGGCACAAGGGCGGUGAGAGGACGGCCGGGAACGCAGAGGGCAAGUGGGAUUGAGAAUAAGAAUGGGGUGGUGAGGGGGACGGCGGGCAAAAGUGGUGAUGUGCCAGUGGGAGCGGAGAGGCGGCAGCCUCUGGCACGUCGCACUGCCCAGUGA